Messenger RNA from Enterobius vermicularis (human pinworm), 3792 nucleotides. The record is from the annotation of a GenBank genome assembly. NCBI's taxonomy places the organism in Eukaryota, Metazoa, Nematoda, Chromadorea, Rhabditida, Oxyuridae.
UUGUUCUAUGCUAAUGCAAUAAUUCUUCCGGGAGCACCAAAUUCUUAUGCGAGAUAUCCAAAACUUCGUUCCUCGCAUGAAACACAGAUUGCUUUUGAUUUUCGAACCAAACAAAAAAAUGCGCUGUUGCUGUACACAGACGAUGGUGCGAAAAAUGGUAAUCUAUACGCGGUGACAAUCUGUGAUGGACAAAUUCAGUUCGAAUGCAGAAUAGGUGACGACUUAAUCGAAGUGCCUCAGCGACGUGCCAUUAUUACUUUACGGGUCGAAAAUGUUGUCGUUAGCGAUAAUCGUUGGCAUAACUUUAAUGUUACAAAGAGAUGGGAUGAAAUUCGUGUACAAGUUGAUAAUAAAGUCCAGGAAACAAAAAUUUAUCAAAGAAAUUUUGUCUUUUGUACUGGAGAGGAAUGCUCAGAUGUUUACAUUGGUGGGAUUCCAAAGGAACUUUAUUUGUUACCAUCAAUGAGCUCACCGUUGAGAAGGUAUACGAAAACAUUCGCCGGGACUGUAAAAAAUCUGAUUUACAGUAUUGCACCGCACGGCAUGACAUCACCGCCAUUAAUAAAAGAAGUGGGGCUAAGACAGUCAGAUGAAGACUACUGUGAACCGCCAAGGUUGUCCGAACGAGAGGAGUACUACUGCAGAAAUGAGGGAUUUUGUUACAGCACAAAUGAUGGGCCAAUGUGCGACUGUUCAUUUUCCGAAUUUGAUGGAAGACGGUGUGAACAACCAAAAGCCACUGCAGAAAUUUCGUUCUUCAAAGAUGAAUUUCUUGGUUACGACGAAAGCAACAACCCAGCAGCAAUUCUUCAGUAUCGUUCAGAAAAUGUUUCGUUUGCCUUCAAGACAGUUCAUGGAAACGCCAUACUAUUUGUUGCUGGGCAUAAAUUGAAUUAUCUUUACAUCAUUCUGGAAAAUGGCUUGAUUAUUGCUAUAUCGAAAUUUGAAGGAACUGAAAAACGAGUUUUACGUUCUUUUAACGAGGAGCAUUCUAAACGCUAUGACGACAAUACUUGGCACACGGUAACUGUGACUCGAUCCUUGUCCAUGAUGGUUUUAACAGUUGACGGCCGAAGUGAUAAGGUAGCGCAAUAUGCACCCGGUCUUUACUGGUUGACUAACUCCUACGGAUUUGUUGGAGGUCUUCCGGAAUAUAAGGCUAAAGCGUUUAAGACGUUACAUGGAAAUUUUCGAGGAUGUAUGAAAAAAAUUAAGUAUGAAGCUGAUGCUGUUUCAAUCAACUUUAUUGAACUUGCCGGCUAUGAAUUGGGCGAAUCAGUUGUCAAAGCUCAUGGAAACUUGGCAUUUUCUUGCCGAAGGCCUGAUGCUCAUCCUGAUGUUUUAUCGUUUAAUAGUGGCCAAAGCUAUCUGACUCUACCAAAAUGGAUUACCGACGCUAGUGGAAGUAUAGGAUUUGAGCUGCGGACAAGAACAAGCGAUGGACUCAUUCUGUAUCAUGGUGUUAAAGAUCCUUUUAAUGAUACUUCAGACUAUGUCGCUUUUGAGCUGGUAGACGGUCACCUGUUUCUGAUUAUUAACCUUGGUUCUGGUUAUGUGAGAAUUGAGGCUACAGAUUCUAAAAUAAAUGAUGGAAAAGUCUGGCAUAGCGUCAAUUUGUCAAGAGUGGGUCGCAGUGGUACUGUUACUGUUGAUGGAUAUCCUGUUCCUUUUUCUACUCCUGGGGUUUCGGCAAAUCUUAACAUCGAGGACAAAAUAUUCAUUGGCGCAGCUCCUUGGAUACAAGACAAUCUGGGAAGCUCAGAAUACCGUUUUCCACCUACUGUACUGAUGGCCAGUUUACGAAAAGGAUAUGUUGGUUGUUUAAGAAACGUACGUGUUAACGGGAUCAGCUCGGAAAUUGCUUCAGUUUACGAAGAUCAAAAAACAAUUUUUGGUGACGACAUCACGCUUGGAUGUAACAAAAGCCUUAGCCAAGAUUUCUGUGCGUUUUCACCAUGCAAAAAUUCUGGACGCUGCGAAAACGGCUACGGCAAUUACAGCUGCGAUUGCUCAGGCACUUAUAUGGAAGGUCACAAUUGUGACACUGAACCUCAGGUUGUUGAAUUCAGUAAAAAUAUUGACCCACCAAGUAUCUUCGUCUUACCGUACACUGUUUAUGGUGACGCAGAAACAAUUGAAUUCAAAUUUCGCACUGAUAAAGAAAACACCAUUUUAUUGGAUACAAAAGCUGAAAAUGCUCGACACAGAAUUGCAGUUUUUCUGCUUACGGGAAAGCUUGUUUGGGUUUUACGAAAGGACGGUGAUCAACAUGUGAAUAUAUUGCCAUCUAACGAUACUGUUAUUCAAAUAAAUCAUAUAGCUGCUGGAUAUUUAUUUGCACCAGCAAAAGACGUUUAUGAAGCUUACAAGACAGAUUAUACGGAACAGCAUUUUGAUGGACAAAUGAUAAAAGCUUUUUUUAAUGGUUUUGAUCUGCUGAUCAAUAAAAGACGAUCAUUUUUUAAUUUUGGCACAGAGCGCACUACAUUAAACGAUAGAGAUUAUCAUAAAAAUAAACAUAGGAAAGUAAAACAUUUGCCAGUGACUUUUGAAACCAACAGAGGUUUUGCAUUUUUCGCGCAACGUUAUCUGGGAACUAGUGAAAAACUUCUUCGAGUAUCGUUCAGAUUUCGUACUUUAAUGUCGUCUUGCCUUCUGUUUGCAUCUCUGUUUGAUUCAAGUCGACAAACCAUUAUGUUUGCGUUAGAACUCAUCGAUGGAAGGGUAAAGAUGACUAUUGGUUACGAAACUAACUUUGAUACUGUAACAACGCAAAUUCAGAACGCAAGGAAUCUGUUGAAUGAUAUGAGAUGGCAUUCUGUACAAGUUUACCAGGCGAAAGCAGAACCAGAAUAUUACUUGGUUGUUGACAACAUGAGCCAAAUACUAGAGUCAAACAAUCUUCAAAAUGUGGAUUUAAGGGGAGAUUUAUAUUUAGGCGGUUUACCAGCAGAGAAGAACUUUAUUUCGAGGUUUUCAAAGGUUACUGGUUUUCGAGGAUGUAUAUCAAAUUUUCAUAUUGGCAAUGAAAUUUUGGACAUUCAAAAUGACUCAGAUCAGGUUUAUAACGUUUCAAAAGGAUGCUAUGGUCCGCAAAUUCGGUGCAACCAAAAUCCUUGUCUUAACGGUGGUAAAUGUCUGCAGCGAUGGACUUCUGUUAUUUGUGAUUGCUCUAUGACUACUCAUGGAGGAUCUCAUUGUGAUACUCCUGGAACAACAUAUAUUUUCGAUGCUGCUUCUUCAAUGAUAUACUACGAAUAUCCCGCAUCUCGUCGACCAUCAAGAAUUCAUGACAAAAUUGCUUUUGGUUUUCAAACUCUCCAGUCAUCUGCUGUUUUGCUAAGCAUUCAGUGCAGUGCAGAAGGAGAUUACUUUGUAAUCUGUUUGAAAGAUGGAUUUUUGCAAGUAAGAUUCAAUCUGGGACAACACGAUCAUGUCGUGAAACAUUUGAGACGAGCUGUUAACGACAACCAAUACCAUACACUUCGAGUCUAUCGUGAUGAAGCUAAUUUGACAAUUAAGCUUGAUAAUUUAGACUACAAAUACGCUCCACAAGGUACAGCAGUUGCAAUUUUUUGUAUUAGUUUUACACCAAAAGGCAAUGAGUUGAAAACGUUGAAUGAACAGUGGAGGAUUUGCAUAGGAGCAUCGUUUGCGCGGGAUCAUCACUGGUAUAUGCUACGAAAGAAGAAACGUCAUGUUUUUGACUCAUUCAAGGGCAUCAUAUCUGGUGUCAACGUUAAUGGACUGAUGCUGCUUGAUAUGCAUGCCAGAGGUGAGCUUAUUUCUUAA